Messenger RNA from Mesocricetus auratus (golden hamster), 1431 nucleotides. RefSeq names its product GTPase IMAP family member 7-like. The coding region runs from base 113 to 1036 and encodes 307 amino acids. Lineage: Eukaryota; Metazoa; Chordata; Mammalia; Rodentia; Cricetidae. The record is from RefSeq and is a predicted model, not a curated record. The transcript has 2 exons. Gene Ontology annotation, molecular function: GTP binding.
UUGCAGAACUGCAGCAGGAGUAGUGGUGCAGGCAGCUUCCUUGAGGACAGUGGGAGAACUCGUCGGUCCUGCAGGAGAAGGCACUUGGAGUCCAGAGCUUCCAGAAAAGAUCAUGGCUGAGCCCAGUGACAACUCUCUGAGGAUUGUUCUGGUAGGGAAAACAGGAAGUGGGAAAAGUGCCACAGCAAACACUAUCCUGGGGCAGAAGACAUUUGCUUCUAGAAUUGCACCCCAUGCUGUCACUAAGAACUGUCAGAGAGCAUCCCGCAAGUGGAAGGAGAGAGAGCUCCUGGUUGUGGACACCCCAGGGCUCUUUGACACCAGAGUGAAGCUGGAAACCACCUGCAUUGAAGUCAGCCGGUGUGUCCUCUACUCCUGCCCUGGGCCUCACGCCAUCAUCCUGGUACUGCAGCUGGGUCGCUACACAGAGGAAGAGCAAGAAACUGUCAUUAGGAUCAAGGCUAUCUUUGGGGAGGCGGCCAUGAAGUACAUGGUUGUCUUGUUCACCCGCAAAGACGAGCUGGAGGACCAGACCCUAGGUGACUUCAUAGCAGACUCAGAUACAAACCUAAAAAGCAUCAUCAAGGAGUGUGACGGCCGCUGCCUGGCCAUCAACAACAAAGCAGAGAAGGCCGAGAGGGAUAUGCAGGUGCAGGAGCUGGAGGAGCUGGUAGAAGCUAUGGUGCAGAAAAACGGUGGGGUCUACUUCUCUGACGCCAUAUACAAGGAUGCGGAGCAAAGGCUGAAGAAAGAAGAGGAGAUCCUGAGGAAACUUUACACUCAUCAAAAAGAGAAUGAGAUUAGAAUAGUAGAGGAAGAGAAUGCUCUUGGAAAACUUAGUACUCAGGAAAAAGAGGGCCUAAUACAAGCAAUUAAGGAAAGAUAUGACAAAAAGAUAAGACAAGAAGCAGAGGAUAACAUAUUUAGCCAGAUUGUUGAAGGAGUUAAGAAAAUUCUUUUGAAAAUUUGGCACGUGGUGGUGGCACGCACCUCUAAUCCCAGCACUCGUGAGGCAAAGGCAAACGGAUCUCUGUGAGUUUGAGGCCAGCCUAGUCUCCAGAGCGAGUUCCACGACAGGUGCUAAAGCUACAAAGAAACCUUGCCUUAAAAAGAAAGAAAGAAAGGAAAGGAAAGGAAAUGUUGCAUUUUCCAUAAGUAGUCUGUGCAUAUAUUUUUAUUUCAUUCGUUCUGAGCAUUUCUCCAUCUCAUUCCCUACCAUUCUCCCUGCUGGCCCUUUCCUACAGUCACCAACAAACUUAAGAGAUAGCAGAACUGGGAAUUCACUGAAGCAGAGUCAAGACUCAGUGUCAGGCUCCAAGACCAGGUCUCUCAUUCCACACUCAGCCCCCUGUGCUAGCUUGUCCUGUCUUACCCAUGCUGAUGGAUCGGAACGCCUCUGUAACCAUGAGACCAAAUAAACACCUCCUGUGA